AUCCUUUACUUAAAAGAAAUUAUUUUGCUGAGCGGGUACUAAGAAGCAGCAAGCAAAAGCAUUGGUGGCGUUGGCGGAGAUGACUGAGGCUUUUCGCUCCCCUUUCUCCUCCACACAUUCAAUGAAUCUGUUGCAUCAUCAUCGUUAUGUUUGUUUUCAGUUUAGGAAGAGGGACAGUCACGGUCGCAGUCCUAAUGGUAGUAAUAGUGUACUGUUAACAAAUGAGAAGUCGGAGUUGAGGCUGAGGAUGAGAUGCAAAUCGGAAUGUGAUGGGGAUAAAGAAGUGGCAGCACGAGACAGAAUAAUAACAUUCGGGAAAUAUAAAGGGAAGAUGAUGGGAAGCGUUCCGUCGAGGUACCUCAAGUGGGUGUCCAACAAUUUAAGAGCGGGGUAUUUUUUGGAGUGGGCAGAGCUCGCAGACCAAGUCCUUCAAGAUCCAAUCUACAGAGACCGCAUGGAGUGGGAGUUGGCUCUCAGUGUCUUGAAUGGUGACACUCACAGUCACACUCUCUCUUCGUCUUCCUCUGCGGUCUCCGAGCUGCUCGACAUUAGCGACAGGUUUGGUUGGGAUAACCAAGACAAGCUUGGUUGGAGCAAAGUCGAUUUUGACCUUCUCGGCACCACCAAAGGCGGUAGAAUUCCUAGACGACUUGCACCGCUCAAUAAUCAGUCGCACCCAUCCGCCUCCAUUACACUCGCCAAGUCAACGACAAGGAGGAUGCAGAGAAGAGAGAGGCAGAGGAACACGAGUUUGAGGACACAAGAAGUAUACCACCACCAGCAGCCGAAGAACAUGAAGAAUGUUGAUAAUGUUGAUUAUGUUGAUAAUGGUGGCGGGGAGAUGGUGCGGAAGAAUCAGCAUCCGAACCAGAAUGUGAUUGCCAAUCCUUUCCCGGGACGUCAGGCACUCCUGGCACACUACCACCGUGCACUCAAGCACCACAAGAAGCUUACUGUUAAUAUUGAUCAAGACUGUUGAGUUAAACUGCUGCUGAUGAUUUUGUUUUAUAAUACAGUAUCUGCAAUUCAAUUGUUUAGCUUGCAUUGGCUUUCAGGAGUUUGAACUUUGAAAAACAAAGAACUGGGAAUUCGUGUCCUCACUCAUAAUUGUAGUAAUAUCCAUCAUGACUUUCAACGUA
Messenger RNA from Arachis duranensis, 1139 nucleotides. RefSeq lists its product as uncharacterized. Bases 80 to 979 code for a protein of 299 amino acids. The transcript has a single exon. Gene Ontology annotation, cellular component: plastid. Lineage: Eukaryota; Viridiplantae; Streptophyta; Magnoliopsida; Fabales; Fabaceae. The record is from RefSeq and is a predicted model, not a curated record.